Molecule: messenger RNA, 3227 nt
Organism: Hypomesus transpacificus
Lineage: Eukaryota; Metazoa; Chordata; Actinopteri; Osmeriformes; Osmeridae
Gene: sec22c
Product: SEC22 homolog C, vesicle trafficking protein
Exons: 7
Coding region: 233-1144 (303 amino acids)
Biological process (GO): endoplasmic reticulum to Golgi vesicle-mediated transport
Source: RefSeq, a predicted model, not a curated record
CAGCUGUACUAGGAAGUAAACAACAGCUAAAGCUUAGCGGCUGGGAAACAAGUAGUAGACCAGUUGAGCUGAUAAAAGUAGUCGUGCAAUCAGUUACCUAUCGUUUGAUGAUUUGCGCUACAGCACUCAGCACAUUCGCUUUUCAAUAGAACGUAUAACAUUAGAAACCAGCUGAGCUGAGCGGCAGUAGGAGGAUGAUGAGGCCGUGUGUUCCCCAGGGGUCCUGUGGAUCAUGCCUCUGAUCCUGUUUGCCUUUGUGGUGCGGGUAAGGGACGGACUUCCCCUCUCGGCCUCCACAGACUUUGAGCACAACAAGGAACUUCAGGAGCGGAAACAACAGUUGAAAACCAUCUCCAAGACUCUGAACCUGUUCCCUGAGAGAGGGGUGGUCAAGGGUCAUGAACUCAACAUCUACUUAAUCUCCUGUGAGGGUGUGUCCUAUAUGACGGUGUGUCACCACAGCCUGCCUGUAGCCUUGGCCUUCUGCUUCCUGGAGGACCUGCGCUGGGAGUUCACAGCAUGCUUCGACUCCGCCAGGGUCGCCCUGGCAGUGAGGCCCUACCCAUUCCUGGAUUUUGACGGCACCAUCCAGAGGCUGAAGCAGCAGUACAACCAGAAGGGCUGUCCCACCCUGGAGGUCACCCUGGCAGAGGUCCAGGAGGACCUCAGGACUCGACCCCCUCAGGUCCUCUCUCUGGAGGAAUUACAGCUCACCAACGGUGCUGCCAAUGGGCACCUGGAACCAGUCCCAGCCUCUGGUCAGAAUCAGAGACUGGCACCAGUAACAGCACCAGGCAUCCUCUCCCUGGUCCUGAACAUUGUGUGUGCUUCUCUGAACCUCAUCAGGGGCAUCCACCUUAUCGAGUACACAUUUCAGGAUGAUUAUGAAGGAAUAUGGAAUGUUGUGGCAUUUCUCCUGGCAUUUGUCUGCUGUGUUUGUCAGUGUCACCUGUACCUGUUCCACUCGUCUCUGAAGAAGUUGAAGUCUCUCAGUCUGCUAAGCGUGAUCGUCCUAUGCAACGUUUUCCUGUUCGGCCUGAGGAACAUCUGGCAGCUGCUCUUUCACAUGUCUGUUGCUUCCAUCUCCACCCUGCUCAUCCUUUCCCGCAAACUCCAGGACAGAACCAAUGACUGUGGGGUCUGAGGGGCAGGGGACAGUUGAGCAGGCGGCACCACUUGUCUACAAUUCUUCACUCUGCAACACUAAAGAGGAAGGAGGGUAGGGGUCGAUGAAGAUGGAAGCCGCUGGAAUGUGGGUUUUUAAAUUUGUUUUUUUAGUGUUUGAUAUGAAGGAUUAUUUUCUGACUACUAGUGGUACUUUGUUUACAUAGCCUCAAAGACCCAUUGGAAUAGCACAGAGUAAAGCUGACAUGUUGGAUCCAAAUUUCAAUUUAAAUAUUAAUUCAAAAGCAAAGGCAAUAAUUUUGGGUGAGUCAAUGACUGAAGUACUAAUGAGCUAAGGAAAUUGUAAAGGGAAUUUUGUAUGAUUUAAAUAAGUGAUUGAGCGAUGCCAGGUAGCUUGUUGAAGGAUGUCCAGUACAUGAAAAUGUAUCAAAGUUUCUCACCAAAGUUUGGUCUUACAAAAACUUUCAAAGAGGGUAAUGCUUUACAUACACCAUGAUAAUGUCCUUUAAGUAAAAAUGUUCUUUUCAGGUGGAUCAGUGUUAUGUUUUAACAGUUCAGGGUUUGUAAGAGUUGCUUAGUUAGGGAUCAUUAUUGGUACAGAGUUGACAAGUCAUAACUGUCAUAACAUUUAACACUUAUACUGUGUUAUAAAGUGUGGGUGUUGCAUCAUUGCUAAUUGUUUAGACCUAAUGGCAAUCGACUUAAAGCAACAUGACCUUUCAUGCCUUACUGUUAAUGCCUGCAAUUAUUAUUUGUAUUAUAUGUUAACUAUUCAGUUAUUUUGUAUUGUACACAUUCACAGGGUACUAGAUAUUUACCAGCAAGUGCUUCAGUAUGGAUUUUGUAAUCUGAGGACUCUAUUCCGUUUGCCAGACUAGUAUGGGUCACAGUAAUAAGUAAUAAGCACAUCAUGUGCUUCAUUUGAGCAAAAAAGCCAUGAUCAAAUGGACCCAGCUUUUAAAACAACCCAUUUUCUAUGAUUGACAGCGACACUGAAGGGGCAGUUUGUGAAUAUUUCACAUCCACUACUGACAUUUACACAAGACUCUUUAGUCUAAAGUAAAGAUGUUUUAAAACGUUUUGUUGAGAAGCACUGAUUAGUAAUGUGUGGGGCAAUGAAUCUAAAAUAUUUCUAUAUUAGAAUAGGCCUACAAUCACUUUGCACUAUAGGUAGAUUUCUUAUUUUGUGAGCUACUGAAUGAGCUCUGCAGAAAUUCUGCAGAAAUUCAUUCAAAUUAUUCAAAUUUUUUAAUUGAUUGGAAAGUUAUUGGAUUGUGAACUUGUGUUUCUACUAUGUACUCCUGAGGUAUAGUUUGUAUUGUCUGUAUACGAUGAUAGCUGCUAUAACUAAUAGACAUGUUCAUGAAUUUAUUUCUAUUCAAAUGUUUUAGCUGCUUGUGGAUUUGAAGUAUAGGAAAGUAGUGUAUUUUUUCAUUUAAGUGACAAAAGUACAGUAUAGAAGUUUUGGUUUUUCAGACAUAGCUUAUCAAAAGAACAAUAUAACAGUUUAAUACUCAAAUCUAGAGUAGUUAGAGAUAUACAUGCUGCUGUGGUUUAUUUCUAUAAAGAGUAGACUAAUGUGCGAUGUGUAUUAUGUUGACCAAAUGAAUGACCCAUUGUAGGCUGUUGCCAUAUAUUAAGUAAUGUGGUGAAUUCUGUUGAAUUUUUGUGGUUAUUUAUACGAUUUACAAAAUGUCUUAAAAUUAAGAGGUAAUGUUUGCUUUAUAGGACAGGCAGUGUGUAGCAGCAGUAAUUAAAAUUUGUUAACAAUUGCAAUGUGUUCUGCAUGUGCACUUGAUUGACCUUUUGGUAUGUCUCCCUCCAAUUACUUUAACAAAUGAAGCACUUUUAAGUUUAGCCUACCAUCACUGGAUUGUUAUCCUUUUCCUGGAUUGUUUAUGGUUUGGGACAGUUUCUUCACCCAAGUGAGAAAAACAACUAAUUGAAAAUGGAAUUAAAGCCAUUGUUGAGUAAAAAACAAUGAGUAUGAAAUAAUGCUUGGAUACCAUAUUGUCCAUUAAAAUAUAGUGAGGUAACUAGUAAUGUUGUACUCUGUCAUAAACCGGUGAAAUUGACACAAUAAAUACAGUGUCUUUUUGCAU